GACAAUAAUUACUUGUGAGCUAUUGUUAUUAAGCUAUUGCCAUUCGCAAUAUUAAUUGCAUAAAAAAUAUAUAAUUUCAUUAAAAAAUAUGUUCAUUAUUCCUGCUCUAAAAGGAGUUAAAGCCAUUUGCAAUACUAUCUCGGUUAAAUAGUUUCCGAAAUUGCAUGAAAAAUGCAUCUAUUUGUUUAUUUGAUGAACAUUUAAAUCAAAAAUACUGGCAAUAGAGAGUAAUUGUGAAUGUUCAGCGAGAAGAAGAAGGUAAACAAAAAGGUCAGCAAUUUUGGCGGGUUUUUAGUUUAAGGCAUUUCGUUCGGUCUGUCCAAAACAUAAAGUUAAAUAAUAAUGGAUCUAAAUGAUGCAGUUCUAACUUGUGCCGUCAAUAUUUUAUGGACUAAUGCAGUCGGUGUGACAGGUAAAAAAAUGGUUUUUAGGACAGCGACAUUACGUUUAAUACGGAAUGAUGUGAGGGAACUUUUCAUUGAAGUCGCCGGUGAAAAAAUUAAACCAAUAAAAUUCAAGCUGAAAGAUGUGAUGGUACAUAAGAAAUUUAUGUCGGAAGGCAAAGCGACAAUUAAUUUCAAAAUUGAGAAGUGUGCAAUGUAUUUGUCAAAUGCUCCACCUGGCACCUUAAUGUAUUUCCUCCGCACGAUAUUUAUAAAAUUAAAUGGUGGGGAACGGAAGGAUGAGGCUACUACUCAAAAACAGUUACGAGCUCAUAUGUUGUCAGGAAAGCCUAGUAAUUUUGAAGAGAUCUCUCCCAUAACAACAACAGAGAUGAUUAUGGCCAGGAAAAAAGCUGGAUUGUUAGGACGUGGCACUGCAACAACGCCAUCACCACUGGCUGCUAAAAAGCGACGAUUCGAUGAUAUAAAGAUAGGUGAUGGAAAAGUGACUUCGAAUGCACCUGCAGCGAAAAGGCUUUAUCAAGAUAAAAGCACAUCGCUAGGAAUGGAAGACAAUUUGAAACUUUGUGAGGAACAGUUGGAAGUCUUACGUGCAUGCACUUCAGGCAAGAGCGUGUUUUUCACAGGUUCUGCAGGUACAGGGAAAAGUUUCCUGUUACGUAAAAUUAUUUCAGCUCUUCCACCAGACGGUACUAUGGCGACUGCAUCUACAGGUGUUGCUGCUUGUCUGAUUGGUGGCACAACCUUGCAUGCUUUUGCCGGUAUUGGCGGUGGUGACUAUGGACUCACGCGUUGCAUUGAAUUAGCCUCGCGAGCAGCAAGUGCUCAGAUUUGGAGGAAAUGUAAAAGACUCAUUAUAGAUGAAAUAUCUAUGGUGGAUGGACAGUAUUUUGAGAAAAUAGAAGCAGUUGCAAGACAUGUGCGUAAAAAUGACAAGCCUUUUGGCGGAAUUCAACUGAUAUUAUGCGGGGAUUUCCUACAACUACCGCCUGUGGUAAAAAAUGAAAACAAUUCGAAUCCAACGCAACGGUUUUGUUUCCAAUCAAACGCCUGGGAGAAAUGCAUACAGAGCGUCUUUGAGUUAAAAGAAGUACACAGACAAUCCGAUCCAGAAUUUGUAAAUAUAUUAAAUCAUAUUCGAAUUGGGCAUAUUAAUGAAGAAAUUACAAAACGUCUACGAGCUACAUCUAAACAAAAGAUUGAAGGUGGUGGUAUUCUAGCAACCCAACUUUGUUCGCACACAAACGACGCGCAAUCCAUAAAUGAAUCAAAACUUGAAAGUUUAAAAGGCGAAAAAAUGUUAUUUCGGUCUGAGGACUCGGAUGCGAAUAUGGUAAAACAAUUGGACUCACAAUUGCAAGCCAUUUCACAGCUAUAUUUGAAAAUUAAUGCUCAGGUAAUGCUUUUAAAAAAUAUUAAUAUAUCUGCUGGUCUGGUAAAUGGAGCCCGUGGUGUUGUGGUGCGCUUUGAAAAGGGUGUACCCGUAGUACGAUUUAAAAACAAUCGUGAAUAUGUUUGUACUCAUGAGAAGUGGAUAAUAAAAACAACAUCGGGGGGUACAAUCACACGGAGACAAGUGCCUUUGAAAUUAGCAUGGGCAUUUUCAAUUCACAAAAGCCAAGGUCUUACAUUGGAUUGCGUUGAGAUGUCACUGUCGAAGGUAUUUGAAGCUGGGCAGGCUUAUGUUGCUUUGUCACGCGCGAAAUCAUUGGACUCUUUACGAAUAUUAGAUUUCGAUCCAAAACAAGUCUGGGCCAAUGCACAGGUCCUUCAGUAUUACAAGCUAUUUCGCAGACGCUUACAUGACAGUACAAUGAUACCACUAGGUGCAAAAAACAUAAAACGUGAAAAAAAUGAUCCGAAAUCGAGUGCUAUAUCCAAAUUAAAGAAGAGUCUAAUGGAUAAACCAUUAGUAUCUAUAAGCUAACAAAUACGCAACUACUUGUUUAGAUAUGAAGUAAAACUUUAUAUAUUAAUUUAAUUUAGCCUUCCAAUAUCUCAACUAAAAUUUCUCAAUCUGUAUUAUGAUAAUUUAGUUUAAAUUUGACUAGUAUUUAUAAAUUUUUUAAAGUGGCAGUACACAUCAAGCAUUACAUUAAUACUCAAAGAACUACUGAAUCUAUAAUAUUUUUUUAAUCUUACAAUAACCGAUCUAUGUUUUCUUAUUUAUAUAUACAUUUAUACUACAAAGUGAUAAUUUUUUUAGUCAAAUAUGUAUUUUUCUCAAACACUUCCUAUCAUACCCUCUUAUGUCAAAUGCAUUUGGUAUUGUACAAUACUUUUAUUAAAGGACGCAUCAUUAUAUAAUAUUACACUGCUUUAUAGCGAAUUCAAACUAUUGUGCCUAUAUAUAUCAGCAAGAAAGAAGUAUAUAUUACGCUAUAUAUUGAGUGCAUAGAGACAAAAGACAAUUGAGCAUUGUUCUUAAAAGUAUCAUAA
Molecule: messenger RNA, 2843 nt
Organism: Bactrocera oleae (olive fruit fly)
Lineage: Eukaryota; Metazoa; Arthropoda; Insecta; Diptera; Tephritidae
Gene: Pif1
Product: Pif1 DNA helicase
Biological process (GO): DNA repair; telomere maintenance
Molecular function (GO): DNA helicase activity
Source: RefSeq, a predicted model, not a curated record